Populus nigra (black poplar) is the source of this 756-nucleotide messenger RNA. Its product is annotated as phytohormone-binding protein-like. Gene Ontology annotation, biological process: defense response; abscisic acid-activated signaling pathway. Lineage: Eukaryota; Viridiplantae; Streptophyta; Magnoliopsida; Malpighiales; Salicaceae. The record is from RefSeq and is a predicted model, not a curated record. Bases 213 to 677 code for a protein of 154 amino acids. Gene Ontology annotation, cellular component: nucleus; cytoplasm. The transcript is spliced from 2 exons. Gene Ontology annotation, molecular function: abscisic acid binding; signaling receptor activity; protein phosphatase inhibitor activity.
UUUAAUCCCUAUUCGCUAAGAUUCUUUGGACAAGACACAGGCAUCCACAGAGCCACCUUAAUUUUUGUUCCCUGUACAAAAGAAAAGAUGCCAUACAUGAUCUAUGCAUCCUGUCCUAUAAAGAUUGCCUGAGCGUUCAUAUUGCCUUAUUAGUUUCCCUGGCUCCUAACAUAUUCACACCUCCAUUCCCAAGACUUUUGCGUUUGAGAGUCAUGAUUAAGGAAGUCAAAACUCAAGUAAAUGUUGGGGUUGAGGUGGAUGUCUUAUGGAAAGCUUUUGGUAAGGAUUUGAAGGAUAUUCUUCCAAAAAUGAUGCCAAAUUUAGUGAAGGAUGCUGAUAUGCUUGAAGGUGACGGUGGCCUUGAUACAGUCUACCUCUUUAACUUCGGCCCCGGUUUAAAAACUAUGACAUACCAGAAAGAAAGGGUUACAGAGUUUGAUGAGUUUGUUCAUCGAAUCGGGCUUGAAGUAAUAGAAGGAGGACACCUGAAUCAUGGUUUUUCUCAUUACAAGACAACUUUCCAGCUUACUUCAACUGGAGAGCAGGAGACCCUAAUUGAUGUCGCAAUCUCAUACGAGUCUCAAGUAGAAGAAGACACCAUACCAUCAAAUUCAGCAUCAUCAACAUUAGUUUUCAUCAAGCACAUGGAAAAUUAUUUGAUGAAUGGUGCUACUUAGGUUGUUUGCAUUUCCUGGGACUGUGAUCUGUUGAGUCCGACCUAAGUACUGUAAUAAAGGGGAGGGCAUUUCAUUUGGA